AGACCGACUGUGGCGGGCCCCACCGCGUUCGUCGUUCCACCCCGGCCAGCCCUCCUCCCCCGCGGCCCCUUCUGUCGCCGGCGGCGAGGGGAGACCAGCCAGCAAGCCAGCGAGAUGACGGUGGCGGCGGGGGCGGGCUACGCGCUCAUCGCGCUGGGCCCCGCCUUCUCCCUCUUCGCCGGCGUCAUCGCCCGGAAGCCCUUCCUCGUCCUCACCCUCCUCUCCAGCACGUUGUUUUGGCUUAUAAGCUUGAUCGUCCUCUCGGGAAUAUGGAGGGGGUUUCUUCCUCUAAAAUCAGGAGUGUGGUGGCCAUAUGUGAUUCUGAUCCUUACAUCUGUUGCUUUUCAAGAAGGCAUCCGUCUUGUCUUCUGGAGGCUUUACAAGAAAAUGGAAGAGAUGCUAGAUGCCUUUGCUGACAGAAUAUCUAAACCACGUCUCUGUUUGACAGACAAGAUGCUAAUCUCUUUGGCUGGUGGUUUAGGUCAUGGACUGGCUCAUGCGGUCUUUUUCUGCCUCAGCCUCCUAACUCCAGCAUUUGGUCAAGCAACGUUUUAUGUCGAGAGGUGCUCAAGGAUGCCAUUUUUCCUUGUGUCGGCAAUUAUUGCACUUGGAUUCUUGGUCAUCCAUACUUCCUCGAUGAUCAUUGCUUUUAAUGGAUAUGGAGAGAGAAAGAAGAGGGACCAAAUCUUUGCCCCAGUGGUUCACCUGAUUGCUGCUGUAAUGACACUGAUCAACCUUGUGUCAGGGGGUUGCCUCGUCGGCACACCUUUGCUGUGCGUGACGGCUGCGGUGACCUUGUACUACUCCUGGCAAGUGGUGGGGCAGAGAAUAACAGAGCACCAACGUCGACAGUCUUAACAGCUAGUAGCGCUUUGCCUUGUGCCCGUCCCAUCGCAUGGAGUUUCCCUGUUUGCUAAUCUUUGUACUAGGACAAACUGUAAUGUAGAUUUAGCGGUUUCGCCACUAGUGGACUCAUCACCGUAUGAAAGCCCAUGCGGCCGUGAGAUAUUGACUCCCUUAUGAAGUCAUGAUGGGUUGUAUAUGGUACUCAAUGAGAUGUUUUCAGUGCUAUCUGGUCAGGCAAGAGAUUGCCGUCAGAUUGGUGCUCGGUUCAAUUAAAUACUACUGCUAGUUAGUAAUCUA
Messenger RNA from Triticum dicoccoides, 1143 nucleotides. RefSeq names its product gamma-secretase subunit APH1-like protein. Gene Ontology annotation, biological process: protein processing; positive regulation of catalytic activity. The coding region runs from base 115 to 858 and encodes 247 amino acids. Gene Ontology annotation, cellular component: membrane. NCBI's taxonomy places the organism in Eukaryota, Viridiplantae, Streptophyta, Magnoliopsida, Poales, Poaceae. The transcript is spliced from 6 exons. The record is from RefSeq and is a predicted model, not a curated record.